Molecule: messenger RNA, 2376 nt
Organism: Trichoderma virens Gv29-8
Lineage: Eukaryota; Fungi; Ascomycota; Sordariomycetes; Hypocreales; Hypocreaceae
Exons: 5
Molecular function (GO): ATP hydrolysis activity; ATP binding
Source: RefSeq, a predicted model, not a curated record
GAGAAGAUACUUGCGGAGGUGAAGGGGUUAGUAGGCCUAAAGGAAGUAAAAGAACAGUUCGCCAAAAUUGAGAGCUGCAUUCGCAUUUGCUCCCUUCAGGGCACAAAUCCCAGAACAGAGCGGUGGCAUGCUGUUUUUCAGGGAAAUCCAGGAACUGGGAAAACUACCGUUGCUCGACUAUAUGCGAAGUUUCUACGUUCAAUGCAUAUCGUAAAAUCCCGAACAUAUAAAGAGACCUCUGGAGCACAACUCGUGUGCAUGGGACCAAAAGAAGUCAAAGAAUUAUUUAACUCUUCUAGCUCUAAUCCGCUUCAAAACGGAGGCGUUCUCUUUGUGGAUGAAGCAUACCAACUCACUGCCCCUCAUGUACCAAAUUCUGGACGCCAAGUUCUCGACAUCAUCCUUACAGAGAUCGAGAACAAUAUUGGCAAUCUAGUGGUCAUAUUUGCCGGAUAUAAGGAGGAGCUGGAAUCAUUCUUCGGACACAAUCCGGGACUACGAAGUCGAAUUCCCCAUACUCUCCACUUCGAAGAUUUCAACGACCAAGAACUGUUACAUAUUCUUGCCGACCGAAUUCGAAAGAAAUACAAUGGAAAGAUGAAGGCUGAAGAUGGAUUACAUGGAAAAUACAUGCGGAUAGCUAUUCGUCGAUUAGCCCGCAGCCGAGGGAAGAAGGGAUUCGGCAACGCCCGCGCUGUAGAAAACGUCCAACUCAAAAUAUGGGAGCGUCAAGCAAAGCGUCUUACGAAUUAUGAGAACUUGAAAGACAGUAAUCAUAUUUUUACGUUUAUAAAGGAAGAUAUACUGGGGCCAAAUCCUGCUGAUGUCAGAUUGACCAGCUUGGCUUGGGCCAAAUUUCAACGGCUUACUGGGCUGGAAGAAGUCAAAAAGUCGAUUAACAACAUGUUCGAGGCACUUGAGAUGAACUACCGACGGGAAAUGGCCGAACAAGCACCCCUGAGCUUUUCGCUGAACAGAAUCUUCGUCGGCUCACCAGGGACAGGCAAAACAACCGUUGCAAAGUUAUACGGUCAGAUAUUAGUUGACUUGGGUUUGCUCAGUAAUGGCGAGGUGAUUACGAAGAAUCCAGCGGACUUUAUUGGAGAGGCAGUGGGGAAAUCGGAAGCAAACACCAAAUCGAUCCUGGCGUCAACAGUCGGCAAAGUCCUUAUCAUUGACGAGGCUUAUAUGCUAGACCCUGGAGAAGCAUCUAAACGCAACGAUACAUACAGAGCCUCUGUGCUUGAUACACUUGUUGCUGAAGUGCAAAGCGUGCCUGGAGAAGAUCGUUGCGUAAUUCUCCUUGGGUAUGAAGAUAGACUCAAGGAGAUGUUUCGCAACGCCAACCCAGGACUCUCGGGAAGAUUUGCGGCAGACAAACCCUUUCGUUUCGAAGAUUUUAAUAAAGCCCAACUUCAGGAAAUCUUAAACAGGAAAUUAGUAGCCCGAAACUUGAAUGCGACCCACGAGGGUUUGAAGGUCGCGAUAGAGGUCUUGGACCGAGCUCGAAUGCGCCAAGGCUUUAGCAAUGGAAGAGAGGUUGACAAUCUACUGUCUUCAGCAAUGGAGAAUCAUCUGCAACGGCAGUCGACGCCAAAAGGAUCUAAUUAUGGUCAUGAUAUGACUCUAAGCCCAGAAGAUUUUGACCCAAACCACGGACGAGCAAAACAUGCGGCGGCUAAUUGCAGGAUGUUUCUCCAAAAUCAAGUUUCAAAUAACAUCAUCAAUCAAUUAGAGGAAUACCAGCGAUUGCUUCACAUUACUAAAUUGAGAGAGCUUAGCGCUGCUUCACUUGUGCCUACAUCAUUCCUUUUUAAGGGGCCAGCAGGUACUGGAAAGACAACAGUUGCUCAAUAUAUGAGUACACUAUUAUACGACUUGGGGCUCGUCGCCACAAAGACCUUUGUUGAGUGCUCGGCGUCAGAUUUCAUUGGCGAGCACGUGGGCCAGACAGCUCCUAAGACCCGAGCACAGUUUGAGAAAGGCCUUGGGGGAGUCCUAUUUGUCGAUCACGCCCAUCAACUUAACCAAGGCGGAUAUGGCACCGAAGCGAUCAAUGAGUUCGUACGCCUUUUGCAGAAGCACAGUGGCAAGAUUGUUGUUAUCCUAGCUGGCCCAUCUGACGAGAUUGAAUCACUCAUGGCAAAAGCACAUGGGCUUGAUAUCUCUUUUUUCAAGGAAAUAACAUUUCAAAGGCUCACCGCUCAAGAAUGCAUGGUCUUGCUCAGGAGAAUACUAAGCCAAAACAGAAUUAGCGAUUGCUUCUCCAACAGUCAAGCUGUCCAACAGAUUUUCAUAAACCAGUUCGAAAUACUUUCCAAUCUGAGUCAUUGGAGGAACGCCAGUGAUGUGAAAUCGUUGUCGCAGUGGAUGAUG